AUGGCAGAAAUUGCAACGGCGCCGCAUCCCGUCCAUCGAGUAGUCGAGGAAGAGGAACGCCGUACGACACUGCCUACUGAACAGCUUUCAAAAGACAAGGCACCGCAGGGCUGUCAGCACCGGAUCGACUCUCUAGACGGACCAGGACCAGACCAGGAGUGGCACAGUGGUGGCUGGGCAGUCCGCCAGCUUUGCAGCCAACCUCUGGACACUCUGUUCUUUGUGCACACGGCGCCGAAGAACUGGAAACGCCGUGCUCAGCUGCGUGCCACUCUGUUCGAAGAGGCCGGCCGGACCGGUUUCAACUGGACCGGCAUCUUCUUCAUUGGGAAGCACGAAGACCCCCUGGUGAACAUGUGGACGAAGCUCGAGGUAGGGGCUACAGGGGACGUCGUGAUGCUACCCUACAAUGACACCUUCUUUACAAUUAUCCGCAAGUUCGUCGGCGGCAUGCGAUGGGUGAACGAGUACUGUCCCAACGUGCGCACCAUCGUCAAGAUAGACGAUGACGUCGGCGUACAGCCGUUUCAGCUUCGGCAAUACCUGGACAAGGAGCUGCCAAGGAAUAACCACUCUAUACAUUGCUACGUGUGGUUGGGGAGUAAUGUACACCGUGACCCCAGCAGUAAGUACUGCGUCCCUGAAGACGACCUCGUCCAAGACGUCUACCCUUUGUACUGUUCAGGUAGGUCCAUGAUCAUGACGAUGGAAACGAUGCGGAAGCUUUUCAGGGCAUCGAAGAUUGUCAAGGGUUACGCCAUUGACGACGCCUACAUGGUCAGUACCCUGAUCCCUAGGUGCAUUCUAGACAAGUUCGUAGUGGCCCCUGCACCCUGA
Messenger RNA from Dermacentor albipictus, 837 nucleotides. The record is from RefSeq and is a predicted model, not a curated record. NCBI's taxonomy places the organism in Eukaryota, Metazoa, Arthropoda, Arachnida, Ixodida, Ixodidae.